Exaiptasia diaphana is the source of this 6421-nucleotide messenger RNA. RefSeq lists its product as uncharacterized. The coding region runs from base 124 to 6093 and encodes 1989 amino acids. The transcript is spliced from 3 exons. Gene Ontology annotation, molecular function: protein binding. The record is from RefSeq and is a predicted model, not a curated record. Lineage: Eukaryota; Metazoa; Cnidaria; Anthozoa; Actiniaria; Aiptasiidae.
AGUAAACUGUUCACGAAGUAUAGCGAGAUCAGCUUUACCCUUCCAGUGUCAUCAACAGUGUGUGGAGCAUUUACCAUCGAAAACCGAAAGAAAAAGGUCGAAAACAAGUUUGCAACCUUGUCGAUGGUGAAGAUGGCUUCUGUCACGACAAGUAGCCUGGGAAGUAAACCCUUCAAGGAUGAAUAUCAAAAUUGGUUGGCUGUAGGUCACGCUUUCGACCUGAUGAAUGAAGGGAUUCGUCCUUUCAUCACACGAGAAAUGCAAGCUAUAUACAACACGUUGAUGGGACGUGGUCUUCCUCCUUGCACCUGCUGUUAUGAUAAAAGCAGAAAGAACAAUACCUGGCAUGAUAUGCAUGUCUGUGAUUGGGCCAAGGCAUUACAGUUAUAUCAUGGGAGCAACAAGCCUAAGUGGCACCAAAGCGAUGCGUCCAAAUGGACUGACCCACUAUCAGGAAGCUGGGAGAUUGCUAAGCUAUUUAUGUCUGAUCUUGGAAAGCAGAAGGCAGUAGUUGUAGAUGCUUCAAGUACUGACACCACAGGCCUUUUAAACAUUUUGUGUUGGUGUAAGAAUUUUGCACCACUUCGCCACUUUGCAGAGGGAGUUAGAGAUGUUAGAAAUAUUAACUGGGGGCAUAAUCCAAACUUUGAACUAAAUCUCAAAGAGAAAAAUAAUGCUAUUCAUACUAUUGAGCAACUUCUAAAUGCUGGUGCACUGUAUGCAGAUCCUGAUGCCCAGAAGGCUCUGAACUCAAUACAGAUAAUCAACAGCCAUUUUGACGCACAAAAAUUGGAGCGUCAAAUAAUACGCGACUAUAUGGGUGAGAUGACUAAUGAGAUGGAUGGCUUGCAGUCUGAGAUGACAGCCCUCGACACUGAACAGAAGAAAGACAAGAAGACCAUAAAAGUAUUAAAAAGUCGUGUUAAAAAUCUGACAGAAUGUAUAAAGUCUCUGGAGGCAUUGAGCAAUACCCAAAAACCUGGCGCAUUCUUCGUUUUUGCCACUACGUUUGUUACCAUGAUUUUUGUGAAUGUGAAUAGUAUAAGAAAAAACACAAAGAUGGUUCUUUGGCUGUCUAUUCUGUUUCUGGUAUUGGUACAGCUUGACCCAUCCUCACACAGUCUUGAACGAUGUCCAAACGAAGAUCGCCCAUUACCUUUUAACCUUAGAGAGUUCAACUUUAGCACGCAUCUUAAUGCUGCAAGAGAAGAUUUUGUUGGGCGUCGUUGGUUUUAUGACGAUGUCAAAGUUACACUAGGGUUAUUGGAUCCACCAGUCUUGCUUAUAAUUGGGGAACCCGGUUCAGGAAAGUCAGCGGUCGCAGCGAAUCUUAUAUGCUUGCGCACUUCUGAGGCUGCAAUCCACGAGAACAUUAUCGCUUAUCAUCUUUGCCAGCAUUACAGUAAAGAAACCCAAGAACCAGGAAGGUUUAUUAAAAACAUCGUAGAUAUGAUAUCAAGAAGAAGUCGUGAGUAUGAAAAUGUUAUUCUAAAUGGUACUUUGAUGGAAGUCUUACAGGGACGUAACUGUGAGUCAGAUCCUUACAAGUGCUUCAUAGAAGCUAUUGUGGUUCCUCUAAAAAAAGCUUUUAAGAAUCCAAAUAAGUUGUAUUACAUUGUGAUAGAUGCUCUUGAUGAGUGCAUCCCACAGCAAAGCCAUCAUGUCACUAUUAUUGACUUACUGAAAGAUAAAGUAAAUGAGUUUCCAACAUCAGUUAAGGUUAUAGCAACAACCAGGAAUGACUCUAUUGUUGUGAAGCCUUUUCCAAGAUCACUGGCUAGACAACUUCAUAUCAACACAUCCGAUCCUCGAAACUUAGAUGACAUUGCGUUCUACAUCGACAGACACCUUUAUCCGCGUAUGAAUUUUAUGGACAGAAUUCGAUCGUAUUGGACUCUGUCAUUUCGUGAGUCUUCAAGUAUCGAAUUAUCUGACAACCUCGUGAAAAUCAGCCAAGGAAACUUUCUGUUUGUCAAACUCUUGGUGAAAUAUAUAAAGCCCGACUCCCAAAUUUCAUCAAGAAUGUCCCAAAGUUUGGGAGGAGUUUACGAAAGAUAUUUUCGUCGUAUAUUUCCAACUGGAGAAAGUUUCAGACACAUUCGAGGAGUUCUAGAAAUUCUAGUUGCAUCAACAAAACCAUUUAGGAUGGGCGAAAUUUUCAAAACAAUUACAUUACAAAAGCCUGACUUGGACUACAUGUACUUUAGUAAAGAUCUUGACAGCCUGUCGCAUUUUCUUCGUUACUCAGAUGACAACAAGAUUUCUUUGUUCCACAAAUCACUGAUGGAAUGGUUGGUGUCGGACGAAAAUAAAAGUAUAUAUGUUGUCAGCAAAAAGGCUGGCCACAGAAAGUUGAUAUUUUUCUAUAUGGAUGCAAUAGAAAAUAACCAAACGUCUGAUUUGGAAGAUACGGUGCUCAGUUUAGCCCAACAUAUUGCUUUUGGAGAUGUUUCUGAUAAGUUCCAAAACGAAUUUAUCAGAAUCUCAUCCAAAAUCAUCCAAAACUUUAAUAGGGACAAUAGCACUUUUCUUCACUUUGCAGCAAGAAUAGACAAUCCAGAAGUGAUAAAACUCUUUUUGCCUUGUUUUCGUAACAAUGUGGACCCUACAGAUUCGAACGGAUUUACUCCGGCUUUUGUUUCUGCAAGUAGUGGGUCUCUUGGAAAUCUCAAACUCCUAGUGGACCAUGGUGCAAAUGUCACUCACAAAACAAAUCUUCCACCACCACUUCCUUUCAUAAGUUUGGAAGAUCCYGUGAWRACUGCGAAGCGUGAGUUUUGGARCUCUUCGAUGYURCAUGCUGCUGCACAGGGUGGUCACCUGUCAAUUGUGRCYUAUCUUCUUGAAAGUCACCCAAAUAUCGAYGACGUGAAUGGAGUUGGUAUGACUGCUCUUCAKCUKGCMGCAGAAAAYGGYCAUWUGGAAAUUGUGAAGAUGUUGUACCAAAARRGUGCAARGAWUGACCAGUUUGCUCUUCAUCAUGCAGCCAUGAAUGGACACAAAGAUGUUGUCGAGUUUUUAGUCAAGAAAAAUGUCACCGGGAAGUGUUUGAGAUGCGACGGCUCCUUUUAUUGGCUUGGGGGAAAGACUCGUUACCAGAGUUUGUGGUUUGAUGUUGCAGAAAGAUUCUCAAAGAUUCCAAAUCUUGCUGACACCUUGUUAAAUGAGACAUUUAAAAUCGGAAGCGGAUUGGAUUAUCUCUUGGUUGACGACCAGUCGCUUGUAUAUUGUGAAACACCAUUGCGUAUUGCUGUUUGGAAAAGAUAUACAGAUGUUGUUCGUGUUUUGAUUGCACGGAUUGGUUCUGCAAUCCAUUGUGCAGACUUUACCGGAAGGACGCCAUUGCACAUUGCAGCUCGCAAUAAUGACCUCGAAGUCAUUAGAAUGUUGAUAAAAGCUGGAGCAAGAGUUGACUCAAAAUGCUCUAGAUUUCAGCAUCAGGAGAAAACAACAAGCAGUUCGUAUUUGUUUUUGAUAAAGAAGCAUGUACAUCUAAGUCUGAGAGAAGAAGAAGAAUAUUUUAGAGAAACGUGUUCUUGUGGUCAUACACCAGUCCACGUUGCGGCUCAAUUUGGUCACAUCGAAAGUGCACAAAUGCUGUUACAACAAAGCGUAAAGUUGUCUACUAAAGCUGAUUGUAACGGCUCAUCUUUGAUACACAUAGCAGCCUGUCAUGGGAAACACGAUUUUAUUCAGUGGCUUGUUGAUUAUAUCAGAGAUGUUCAUAUCAAUAGCCCUAGUGCAAAAAAUGGAUCUACUCCUUUACACAGUGCUGCGGCAUGCGAAAAUGUCAAGGAAGCAAAAGCCUUGAUUAAAGACGGCGCAAAUGUCUCGGCUCUCGAUGCAAAUGGUAUGACAAUCGUUCAUUAUUGGAUGUUGAAUGCCGAUGUAUUUUGCACGAAGGCAGCAAACUAUUCCAUACCAUCUGCUCUCCCUUGUGAAAAAGAAAUUUAUUUUCUGAAUGAAAACAUUUAUGUUUACAUAUCAUCUGAUAAGACAAUGUUCUUUCUACAACACACUAGCUCAGAAAUAAUACAUUUAGCUAUUCCGAUUUAUGACAAUUGCCGUAAUUUUAUGGAGUUUUCGACUCACAUAAAUGAACCUUCGCUGUUUCUCGCAAAAGACAAAUUUGGAAGAACACCCCUGCAUAUGGCAGUCAAUGGCGGCUUACAUUGCGUUAGUAUUGUACUGAUGAAAAUGAUGCCAAACCACAUCCUUGAUGAAGAAUUUGGGUAUUCUAUAUGGAAUCACAGUUUCAAUGAUCUAGUAUUUAAAUACGAUGCAUGCCAGAUGAUUACUCUAAAUGCAAUGUAUUUGUUUUUCGAUAUAUUUGUCCGAGAGAAACAAAGAACAUUGAAAAAGAUAUUUCGAUCUUACCUUAAAAAAGGUAAACCGGUCAAAAACAUGGAGAAAUGGCUCUUAGAUAUGAAAAUUACCAUUGACUGUAACGUUCCAUUUCUAGAAUCAGAACUUCAUCUACUUGCUUACUGGCCACCAGCAAAUGAUUCCCAUAACUUUUUCUUCAUGGCUAUUGAUGGAUCUGCAAGAAAACCUGGGCCUCUUGCCAAGGCCAUUGUUAACCAUCCUCUAGGUAUAAGAAUCAUCAAUAGAUGUCUUGAUAAGGAAGGAUAUACACCCCUUCAUCGUGCAGCUCAAGGAGGUAACAUAGUUGCCAUAAAGGAAUUUCUUUCUUGGGGAGCUGAUACCAAAGCCAGAACAAGAGAUACUAAUCUUACAGUCUUAGACUUGGCUGUAUCAUUUGCUGGUCUACCAAAGAAUUUUUUAGGGGCAUGUGGUAUUCCAUCGUUGACGGACCAACUCGAUACAGUAAAUGCAAAAACUGCUUUAUACAAUUCGGCAUCAACUACCUCUUUGUUGUUACUAGAUCGAACUCCAAAUGUUAAAGUCACUUGCGAUGGAAGCUCAAAACAACUUACUAUAUACCACAUUGCAGCAUACCGCGGUAUGUUUGACUUUGUCAAGAAACUGCUCAAAAACUCGAAACGUUACGGAAUCAAAGUGGAUUGUCCAGAUGUGAAUGGAAUUACACCUUUAUAUUUGGCCAAACUAAGUGCUGGUUCAGAAAUUUCAGAUGAGGUGAAGGUAGACAAAUGGACUAAAACGGUUGAAAUAAUUGAGAGUUAUGGUGGUAAACUACGUUAUCCACUGAGUUUGGAGGCAGAGCAUCAUGUGUUAUACAGGCAUCUAUUCGGUAGUUAUCCAUUCCAUUUCAAUACAAAUAUGUUUGAAGAUCUGCUACUUUUGUACGAGCAUGACCCUUGGAAUACUUGUUACAAUAGGAGUAGAAUUUAUGGCAAUGCCAGUGAAAUAAUACUUGAGUAUGUGAAAUCAUCUGUAGAGUUGAAGGAAUUUAUUCUAUCUCUUCCUGACUUGGAUGUGAAGGCUCGUUUGUUACUGUUAAACGUUGUCAUGGAUUUUAAUGACUUUACACAAGCUAAAUCAACUUUGACUCAAGACGAAAUGAUUAAUUUAAAUAGUAAAAUUAUUCGAAAUACAGAUGAAUUUUUUGGACACCUUGAGAAGAUUACAAACACAGUCAUUGGUCAUAAUGAAGUCCUUUCCAAAGCCAUCAAAGAAAAACUAAACAAAUGUGCCGAGAUGAAACUGUGUUCACGAUUCAUUCAUAAAAUCUCUUCUGCUUUGCAUUAUUUUUUGAAAGAAGUAUCUCACAUUAUAUUAAAGGAUAGCUUAAGUUUUUGUCGUAUGCAGGAUAUAGUACAUGCGAAUUUUACAAAAUUCCGUUUAACGUACUUACCUAUUUUGACACUUCGUAAUCAUGCAGAUGAUCUUUUAUCUUUAAAGACUAUUGCUUCUGAUAUUGAUGUGGGAAUGCGUUACCUGUUGGACCUCGUUCUCAAUACGACCUCAAAGUACGACUAUCUGAGCAAGUUGUCACUAGGCAUAUCACCUGGCACUCGGUUAUUUUAUGAUAACACAAAAAAUUAUAAAAUUACCAAAGACGAUAUUGAAGAUGGAAGGAAAUCAAAGGCAUCAUUGGAAGGAAACAUUGGAUGUCAGAGAAUGCAACUUUCGCUUUUAAGAAAGAAUGCGUCAACUUCAUCGGGAGAGUAAAUAAAUGUAGUAAAUCAAACUGUCUACAUCUCACUUAAUGUUUGGUCCUAAAAGACGUACAGGAGAAAUUUUUUUAGGAAAUGUUUUCAUUUGAUCUUAUUUUCAACAAUUACGAAUAAUUAGACAGCGUAGAAAUAGGAUUUGACAAUAUUAUACUCGAGUAGUAUGUUUGAGAUAUUAAUAGUUCUUUACAAUUAAGAAGAGACUGUUGUUAGAGGUUCACAAAAUACAUACAACAAAUCCAAAUGCUUUCCUUUUAUUCUUCAUGACUGUAUUUACUUUGGAUUUGUCCAACUUUUGAAAAUCAUUAAAAAAAAUGAAACACGAA